CUGGCAUUUCAGGGAAGACCACUCGAUCUUGUUCUUUCAACAAACCUCGUAAUACGUACAGUCAGCAAAUACUCGAUAGCAUUUUAUAGUGUAAUUGUCGGCGAUCAAAGCAGAGAUAGGAUUAUAAUUGAAUGGUUGAUGCCGAAAUCCUCUGAAGAGGUUUCACCUCACACUCACAGCCGACAGAGAUUCGGUACGGUGGCCGCGCUUGGCGAGAAUAUGCCGUGGACUAUGGAGAACAUGAAACCCUUCGAGGGGAUACUAGAAAUCAAUGAUAUUGCUCCAAUGGGUGUUCCUGAAUUUCUCUCAAUAAUGCAAGCUGAACAAAAUACAGUAAGUGCUUCAUAG
Cooperia oncophora is the source of this 348-nucleotide messenger RNA. The record is from the annotation of a GenBank genome assembly. NCBI's taxonomy places the organism in Eukaryota, Metazoa, Nematoda, Chromadorea, Rhabditida, Trichostrongylidae.